Soboliphyme baturini is the source of this 487-nucleotide messenger RNA. Lineage: Eukaryota; Metazoa; Nematoda; Enoplea; Dioctophymatida; Soboliphymatidae. The record is from the annotation of a GenBank genome assembly.
CUAAGUUUAUCAGCUGAGAUUAGAUAUGAAAGGUGAUAGACAAGCCUAAACAGUAUGAAAUCUUUACGUGAUUAUGUUUUAGGGCACUGAUUGGGAAAAUCUGAGGCAUCAGAAGGCUCCGUAUCGGCCUGAAAUACUGCACGCCACUGACACGUCAAACUUUGAUCCUGUUGAACCUCGCCCAGAAGUAUCAAGCUUGGAAGAGCUGUCACCCGUUUCAGAUCACGCCUUUUACGAGUUUACGUUUCGCCGAUUUUUCGACAGUGAUGGCCACGGCUGCCCGACGUUGCGGUCAGCUGCGCCAAAGACUCAAGUACGGCAGGCGUCGAAUGGAAUUGAUCAGCGACGCAUGGCGUUCGUAGACUUGCUCGACGGAUUCAGACUCGUGAAAAGACAUGCGCCCCGCUUGUUUGAAGCAAGUACGAAUACUAUUCAUGAUCAUUGCGAGAAGAUUUUCAAGCAACCUUUGCAACUGCCAAAGACGUAG